Messenger RNA from Corticium candelabrum, 1326 nucleotides. RefSeq names its product DNA repair protein RAD51 homolog 3-like. The record is from RefSeq and is a predicted model, not a curated record. Gene Ontology annotation, cellular component: replication fork; Rad51C-XRCC3 complex; Rad51B-Rad51C-Rad51D-XRCC2 complex. Gene Ontology annotation, molecular function: ATP binding; crossover junction DNA endonuclease activity; four-way junction DNA binding. Lineage: Eukaryota; Metazoa; Porifera; Homoscleromorpha; Homosclerophorida; Plakinidae. Gene Ontology annotation, biological process: meiotic DNA recombinase assembly; reciprocal meiotic recombination; DNA repair. The transcript has 11 exons. Bases 279 to 1292 code for a protein of 337 amino acids.
CGAUUAUGGAGACGAGCUUAUCUGCAUUUCAUCUCGCUCCUAGCUUGUUAACUAGACUGGGUCAAGCUGGUUUCUUCACGGUUGAAGAUCUACAGGGCUAUUCGUCUAGUGACAUUGGAUUGGCUUUGAAAAAGACUGCGUCUGUUUGCUUGGAAAAUGGCCCAGUCAUUAAGUCACAAAGAAAGCAGAUGCAACCUCUAAAUUAUAGGAAUGGCUGAGUUGAUUCUUGUGUAUACAGCUGGACCAAAGCAUUAUGAGCUGCUAGGAUUUCAAGUAGUAUGGUUGAACACCUGCUACACAUUUUGCAAAAAUCUGCAGAUUCAUGUGAGGAAUUAAAAGGAAUUGUUGAAUCAGAGAGAGAGUUGACUACUAGUCAAUUGACCAGCAAGUUUCAGUGUAGUCCAAUAGAAUCUGCAACAGCUUUGGAUCUGUUUCAUACAGAGCGUUCAACUCGAUUCAUAGUGACAUUUGGUGCUGCAAUGGAUGAAAUGAUUGGAGGUGGUAUUCCACUUGGAAAAAUUACAGAAUUCUUAGGAGAACCAGGAUGUGGGAAGACUCAAAUGUGCUUUCAAUUGGCAGUGGAUGUCACAAUUCCAGAAGAAUUUGGUGGUGUUGAUGGAGAAGCUGUGUAUCUAGACACUGAAGGAACUUUUGUUGUGGACAGGGUUGUUGACAUUGCUGUGGCUGCUCAUAAUCACUUAGAAAAUGUAGCCAAACUGACCAGAGAUAAUAUCCAGACAGAAAUUUUAUCAGCACUGAGUCUAAAACAUAUGAUAGCUGCAAUUCAUUAUGUGAGAUGUCUCAAUCACUUAGAGCUACUAUUUCAAGUUUCUCUUUUACCAGAUUUUAUCCAGGAACAUCCCAAGGUGAAAUUGAUAAUCAUAGACAGCAUCGCGUUUCCAUUUCGACAAGAAUGUGAUGAUUCUAAUGUCAAAACUCGAAUUCUAAGUGACUUGGGACAGUCACUUCUUCAUUUAGCGUCUGUCCAUCAUCUAGCAGUUGUUCUUACCAAUCAUGUAACGACGAGAUUCCUACAAACUGAAGAUAAAUGUUUAUUGCCAGCUUUGGGCGAGAGCUGGGGUCACUCGUGUUACAACAGACUACUCCUGGAGAGAACGCGUGGGUCAAGAUAUGCAACGCUGUUGAAGUCUCCAUACAAACAGUCAUUGAGAGUUCCGUUUCAACUAACUGCUGAUGGCGUUAGAGACGCGCCGAUGCAAGCGCAGCAGGAGGCUAGUCAAUUUCGUAAGGAAAACAUUGGCUUUGAACGAUACAGCAACAAGCGAAAGUAGUGUAGUGUGAGUGGAGGGAGAGUAGCAUACAGGC